UUUCUUGUUUGACAUAUAUCCCACCAAAAUUCUUAUCUUUUCCAGGGUUGUGGCUAAGUUUAGCCCUGUUAAGAUAAGAAGAAAAACAACCAUGGCUUUGGCCAUUGCUACAUUCCUCUUCAUCACUCUUCUUUCAACAACAAAAACAUUAGCUUUAGAUUCAUGUACAUCUAGUAAUAAUAAUGAAGAACUUUCAGUCAUUCCCAUUUAUGGCAAAUGCUCACCCUUCAACACACCAAAUCCUACUUCUUGGGAAAACACUGUUAUCAACAUGGCCUCAAAAGAUCCACAAAGGCUUUCUUACUUGUCCAGUUUAGUAGCCCAAAAGCCCAAUUCAGCCCCUAUUGCUUCGGGCCAACAAGUGUUCAACAUUGGUAACUAUGUUGUUCGGGCCAAGAUCGGUACCCCAGGCCAACUCAUGUUUAUGGUCCUGGAUACCAGCAGCGACACUGCAUGGGUGCCAUGCAGUGGCUGCACUGGCUGCACCUCUACAGUAUUUUCUCCCAACACCUCGUCGACUUAUGGGUCGACGGAUUGCUCUGUACCCGAAUGCACACAGGUCAAGGGGCAAUCUUGCCCCACUGCUGGUGCACCGGGGGCUUGCUUCUUUAAUCAAUCCUACGGUGGAGCCUCAUCAUUUUACGCCACGUUGUCUCGUGAUUCACUUAGACUAGGCACUGAUGUCAUACCGAAUUAUUCCUUCGGAUGCAUCAGUGCUGUGUCCGGCAGCUCAAUCCCGCCGCAAGGGUUAUUGGGCUUGGGUCGGGGCUCCAUGUCACUACUCUCACAAUCCGCGUCACUCUACUCGGGUGUAUUCUCGUACUGUUUACCGAGUUUUAAAUCUUAUUAUUUCUCUGGAUCGCUCAAACUUGGCCCAUUGGGCCAACCCAAGAACAUUAGAACCACCCCACUUCUUAAAAACCCGCACCGACCAUCUCUGUACUAUGUGAACCUGACCGGCAUAAGCGUGGGUCACGUCCUGGUCCCAAUCGCUCCCGAGCUCCUAGCAUUUGACCCGAAUACCGGUGCGGGCACUAUAAUUGAUUCGGGUACGGUUAUUACCCGAUUCGUUCAGCCAAUUUACAAUGCAAUUAGGGAUGAAUUUAGGAAUCAAGUGAAAGGACCAUUUAGCUCAUUGGGUGCAUUUGACACAUGUUUUGCAUCAACAAAUGAAGCAGUGGCACCAGCUAUUGUACUCCACUUUACAGGGAUGGAUUUGGUGUUGCCAAUGGAGAACAGUUUGAUUCAUAGUAGUGCAAGUCCCUUGGCAUGUUUGGCAAUGGCAGCAGCACCAGCAAAUGUGAACUCUGUAUUGAAUGUUAUAGCCAAUUUGCAGCAGCAGAACCUGAGGAUUUUGUUUGACACAGCUAAUUCUCGUGUGGGAAUUGCUCGUGAACCUUGUAAUUAGAUUCGAGUCUCUCUCUGUUACCCGUCCCCCUUUGUGUCAAGUCCCAUUCAGAACUUGACCUUCAAUUCGAUUAUGUAUUAAUGUCUUUUCAAUCUCAAAGCACUAGUUCAAUUUAAGCCUUUAA
Messenger RNA from Solanum dulcamara, 1532 nucleotides. Its product is annotated as aspartyl protease AED3-like. Gene Ontology annotation, biological process: proteolysis. Lineage: Eukaryota; Viridiplantae; Streptophyta; Magnoliopsida; Solanales; Solanaceae. Gene Ontology annotation, molecular function: aspartic-type endopeptidase activity. The transcript has a single exon. The coding region runs from base 92 to 1408 and encodes 438 amino acids. The record is from RefSeq and is a predicted model, not a curated record.